Messenger RNA from Menidia menidia (Atlantic silverside), 402 nucleotides. NCBI's taxonomy places the organism in Eukaryota, Metazoa, Chordata, Actinopteri, Atheriniformes, Atherinopsidae. The record is from the annotation of a GenBank genome assembly.
AUGGGCAACUUUGUCACCAGCGCGAGAGAAAUUCUAAACAAUGAGAGAGCCUCACUGCCUGGUAAGCUCAUAGUGAAAUCCAGGCUCAAACUGCAAGGCAGAGCGAUGUACGGCAGAAUCCAGCCCUCAGAAGCACAGAAGGGUCAAUUCAGAGCAAUGCUCAAAACUGCAGGCUCACAAAACAAUGGAAAUUUUGUAGAAACGAUUGAAUUAAUUACAAGACAGUCCAUUAAUUGCAAAGAAAUGCCUCAAGCAACAUCAAGUAUAUCAGUGACACAAUUAAAAAUUUUGAUUUUCGAGUCCCCGUUAGAUAUGAUUAAAGAACUGUCAAUAGUGCUAAGGUACGGUUACAAUGAUGCAGAUCAUGAGAGCUCAUUUGAUUUGCAAAGACCCAGUGAAUGA